This is a messenger RNA of Talaromyces rugulosus, 4032 nucleotides long. RefSeq lists its product as uncharacterized. Gene Ontology annotation, biological process: metal ion transport; transmembrane transport; ubiquinone biosynthetic process. Gene Ontology annotation, cellular component: mitochondrial inner membrane. Gene Ontology annotation, molecular function: metal ion transmembrane transporter activity; 4-hydroxybenzoate polyprenyltransferase activity. The coding region runs from base 1 to 4032 and encodes 1343 amino acids. The record is from RefSeq and is a predicted model, not a curated record. NCBI's taxonomy places the organism in Eukaryota, Fungi, Ascomycota, Eurotiomycetes, Eurotiales, Trichocomaceae. The transcript has 9 exons.
AUGUCUUACCAGAGCAGAGAAGACCUCUUUGCUUUCUUGAAGUACCGGGUUCUUCCGCAUGUGCCACCAUCUGUGAUUCCCUAUCUCGAACUCGUGCGUCUCAGCGAGCCUCUGGGAAUUCCCAUCGUCCUUUCGUCUUUUACAAUCGGCCUCUUGUACGGUGCUUGCGUGACCCGACCCAUCAUACAACCAGACGAGUUUCUUGAACUGAUCUUCUACCUCAAUCUCUGGGCCCUCGUAAUGCUCUAUGCCUUCAGAGCGUUCAACGAUACCGUUGACGCCGACUACGACAAAAAGGCUCCACGCACGUCAUUUCGCCCUGUUGCGAGAGGCACCGUUACGAAGACACAAGGUUUCGCACUUAGCGUUGCAAAGCAUGAGGUCUAUUAUCCGCCAGCGAUCUUGGGACUUGGAUACACCUCAGCCAUCUUCCAGGGCAUGGCCACAGUUGGCGCCAGCUUUUUGCCUCUGUCAGGGAACUUUUUGUCGACAACAUGUCUUGGGUUGGCUUGCGGUCUUCUCAUUGUCAUUGUCGACACGGUGUAUUCCUUUCAGGACGUUCGAGACCAUGCCAAGUCAGGUGUCAAAUCGCUACCGGUUCUGCUCGACGACCGAGCAAAAAGGUUCCUAUGGUUCUUGACAAAUGUUAUGAACAUUCUUCUACUAGUCGUCGGACAGUCCAACGAUUUCUCGCCUUUUUACUACUUGAUACCCUGGGCAGGUUGUUUCGUUAUUCUCUCGGCGAUGCUGUUGCUCGUCGACCUGAGGGUUCCGGCUGAUUGCCUCUGGUGGUUCAUCCGGGGUUAUCUUGGAUCGCUUGGGUGUCUUGCCUUUUUGUACUUGCCUCAAAACAUCAUGUCGCAGGAUGAACAGGAGCCCAGAUACUCACCGCCUCCAUUUAUUCGAAGAUUGACGCUGCCAAUCAACCGCAACCCAACAGCGCGUGCAUUUGAUGCAGACUUUUCUAGCGAUGAUGAUGACUACGAGAAACCAGCGCCGCGCCGUGUAAGACCAACACGCGGAUACUACGGCAGCGAUACCUCGGCAUCCUCGUCGUCAUCCUCGUCAUCAUCUACUGACGACGGGAGCCGCUAUCAUUCACACAAAGGGAGGCGUAAAUUUUCGCGUAAGAAGAAUGUUGCCCUCGAGUCAAGCUCAAUCUAUCCAUUUUCUCUUCCCGGUCACCAUCGUCGACAGUCCUUUACUGAAGACGGUAGCAACAAGGGAAGUGAUGUCAGAGAUGGGUCGGAUAAUGCGGACUCUGAAAAGCCCGAGUCUGAGUCUUCGGGGACCUUAUACCGGACGGUGAAAGAUGUGCAGCAUGUGUACAGUGCUCGGUAUACUGGCGAAAAAGUUCUCUAUGGAGGGCUUCGAUCAGCGGAGCUCAAAACCAGUCAAUAUGAUGGAAAGAGUUCCCAGACGCCAUUGUUUCAAUGGAUACAUUUCGAAGACAGUGAUAUGAAUUUUGAAGUCUUCCAGGACCGUGUUGAGCACAUUCAAAACCUCACCGAGUCUCAAAGACUAGGUAUAUCCAAGCUGCUACGAAAAGUGAAGAACAAAUACGAUAGCCCACUGCAAGUGGCAAACCGUCCGACAAUUCGAAUCAUGGAGCCUGGCUUCCUCGCCGGUGUAGAAUGGCCAGCAGACGAGCAACCGACCAUGCAAAAAAACCCCACAUCAGCAACCAACGUGGCUUGGAUUUGUUUUCCUUACUUUUCGCUCGAGCAGUAUCAAGGUCUUUUUGCAAACCCGAAAAAGGGAGCUCACCCCAUGCAUACGUUGCUGCAGACUCGAUCAUCGUUGGUAGGCAUGAAGCGAGAAAUUAAACAGGCCGUCUGUCAGGUCAGCGACAACCCGGAAAAACUUUGCUUCCAUGUGGGCCAGUUAUGGUCUCUUGUAAUUGAUGAUUCAUUCCUGGUGACAUGUGGUCGAAUGUCCUUUUCUACAUUGAAAGGGGAGGCCGUUUCAUUGAAUAGCGCUCCAGUUCCAGGGCCAGGGCUGUCUGAUUCUCCCAGGAUCUUGGUCAUGUAUGGAGUUUCUGUUCUGUGGCUUUUCAAAGCUGAAGAGUGUCCAACAUGGUUUAGCUUCACCUCAAGAUUCUGGCAGUUUUCACCACGUCUAGUCGAAAUCUUAUACCAAGACCGAGUUCUCAAUGAGGCAGCAUGGCCCCGCAUUCUCGAGUAUGCAGCCCGCAGCGAACGCAGAAAACAAGGUCCUCUUCGCUUGUCAUUCCGGCUAGCAUCACGCAAAAACAAAGAUGGGUUGAACUUUAUGUCCGUCGGUAACGCUCAACUUGAACAGUCUAGUCCUUCUGAAACAGUCCAAUCACUACAGACCAAUAUUGAAGAAUCUUCUUCUAUCUUUACUAUCUUCACGCAACUGAACAGCAGCCGUACUGCGGUCAAAAAAGCAAACUCGUCGCCUGGUGGUAGUGGUAUAAAUAAAAGCCAGCUCUCCGAAGACCUCAAACGGAUGCACGAUUUCCUCAAACACGAGAUCGAGCCCCACGAGCGUAUCGCCUAUAGAGAAUGCCCAGACUCUUCCCGCCAAGAGGUCCUUUCUGAGCUGCGUGCUCAGAUUCAGAGAGAGGAGAGCUUUCAAACCGCGGAAAACGAGAUCCGGACCGAAACAGAAAAGAGCCUUGUCGAGUUUAAAAAGGACUUGGUCGGUGCUUGCGAUUAUAUUUUUGGGUUCUUCUUUCCUUUGAAUCUCACCGGGCCCUCGAUUACCAAAUUCUGGGGCAGUAUUUAUCGGGUUAUAUCCGCGGAAAUUCCCUACAGUCACGAUGAACCACCAAGCCGCUCUCGAGUAAGAAGAGGAGGCAGAUUCUACACAAACAACGAGCCAGAAGCGAAUGAGUGGGAACUCGAACUCGAAAACCUGGUCAGACGUUUCCGAUCAAUCGCGCGGAAGUUGAAGCCGUUCAAAGAUGUGGUCACAAUGGUUUCACCCGCUGACCGCGCGAAAAUCCAAAUCUCGGAAGCUCUACCCAAGGCAUGGCUCCAUAUCGUAAUGUCUCUUGUUCUGUACAUGGUGCCGCGGCUGGGAUACUGGGAGUCCAAGGCGGACAUAGCGGCUAAUUUGCUCAAUGAUGGGGUGGCAGCGAUGCUAAAGUGUUUCUUGACUUUGGACUCUCUUCUCGAGGACACAGUCUUUACGCCUUUUGAUCUUGCGACGCUGCUUGUCUAUCAACUCGGGAAGGAUGUAACAAAUUCUAGGCCAGAUAUUGCGCAGACAUAUUCUCAGCACUUUGGUCUACUUGAUAACGAAGUCAAGACCAAACCACUAGAUCGCUCCCACCAAACGCGUAUCCAGCUUUUCAAGGAAGAACUCAGGGCCAUAGUCAAAACAAUACAGAAACAAGAAGCUGUUAUUUCGAGUAUCAAAGCAUGCCACGGCAACAAACCCGAAUCCAGACGCAUCAGGGGAUUUGAAGAUAAAAAAGAUAUCGAAAUUACUCAAGACAACCCAUACACCCCCGGCAGCGUUGUUGAUGAUGCUCUAUUCGACGAGUUUUUUAAACAGACCCGGCUUUCGUCGAGCCAGCCUGGCGGAUACCGAAACUUUCUCGUGGGUGAUUGUCGAAGUGUUAUUAGCAAUCGGCAGAUCAGAGUAGAAGAAAUACAUAGGGAGGGGGACGAUCUCGCUGAAUGGAACCUUGAGCAAAUCGAAACAAACCGCAACCGACAGGACUCGGCCGUUUACGUGUUCACCGUUGUCACCGUCAUUUUCCUGCCACUCAGCACUGUGGCAGGCAUCCUAGGCAUGAACACAAACGACGUACGCAAUAUGGAGGUUGACCAGUGGGUAUUCUGGGCUGUGGCCCUGCCGCUCACACUCAUCAUUACUUUGAUCUGCCUUGUUGCUACGGGCGAGCUGCGUAAUUUUCUGACGAAUUUGGUUGGGUUGUGGGUGCAACGGAGGAUGCCGUUUAGUGGUGAAGGGGGGUGGAAUCCGCUGGAUCAUUUUGACGCUGGUCAUUUUCCUGUCAGGCCGAGAAGGCCGAGAAGGCCGAGGAUCAAUACAUUUUGA